This is a messenger RNA of Ilex paraguariensis (yerba mate), 1911 nucleotides long. NCBI's taxonomy places the organism in Eukaryota, Viridiplantae, Streptophyta, Magnoliopsida, Aquifoliales, Aquifoliaceae. The record is from the annotation of a GenBank genome assembly.
AUGGAGAAAGGUGAAGGAGGGGAUUUCCCUCCAAAACAGGUUCAGUCGGGGUCGACGGCUUCGUCGGAUUUUCCGGCGAAAAAGCUAGCGAGGCAGCUGGAUUUUACCGGUUAUGGUGGUGCAUCGGCGGCGACUGUGGCGUUGCCGGAGCACCCUCAGCAGCCGAAGCCGACUCCGCAGGCUUUGCCGGCACCGAAGCCACUGCCACAGUUACAGCCACGACCUCAGAUACAGUCACAGCAACAGCAACUGAUACUGUUGGCACCGAUGGAACAAGCUCAGGCGCCACCUUAUCCUACGAUACGGCCCAUGAAACCGGAAUCCCCUAGAGCACGACAAAGACCAAAUGUUGAUGUAAAAGAUGGUACUCCAAAGAAGCAAAAGCAGUGCAAUUGUAAACACUCACGUUGCUUGAAGUUGUAUUGUGAGUGCUUUGCAUCUGGUGUAUACUGCGAUGGGUGUAACUGCGUGAAUUGUCAUAACAAUGUUGAAAAUGAUGCUGCCAGGCGAGAAGCUGUUGAAGCUACCUUAGAGCGUAAUCCAAAUGCAUUCAGGCCUAAAAUUGCUAGCAGUCCACAUGGAACUCGUGAUCGUAGGGAGGAGGCUGGGGAAGUUGUGUUGGGAAAGCAUAAUAAAGGAUGCCAUUGCAAAAAAUCGGGAUGCCUCAAAAAGUACUGUGAGUGCUUCCAAGCCAACAUUCUUUGCUCUGAAAAUUGUAAAUGCAUGGACUGCAAGAAUUUUGAAGGAAGUGAAGAGAGACAGGCUCUCUUCCAUGGAGAUCAUGCCAAUAACAUGGUGUAUAUCCAGCAGGCAGCGAAUGCUGCCAUCACAGGUGCUAUUGGAUCAUCUGGUUAUGGCUCCCCUCCAAUAAGCAAGAAAAGGAAAGGUCAGGAGCUCUUCUUUGGUUCAACAGGAAGAGAUCCAUCCGUUCACAGGCUUUCACCAUACCAACAGGCAAAUCAUAUGAAGGCUUCUGCACCAUUGUCUUCAAGUCCGGGACCUUGUGCUGGUAACAGUGCAGCAUUGGGCCCUUCAAAAUUCACAUACAGGUCUCUCUUAGCAGAUAUCAUCCAGCCACAGGACUUGAAGGAGCUUUGCUCAGUUUUGGUGGUAUACUCUGGAGAAGCUGCCAAGAUGGUCACAGAAGAAAGAAAUGCUGCAGAAAAGCAGGCUGAAAAUCGUAGAAAAACAUCUUUUGUUUCAUCAACUCAGGACCGGUUAGAGGGUCAGAAGGUUUCUAAUGUUGAGGAAGCAGUGACAGAUGAUUGUUCAAGUGGGAACCAGGCUGAGAAAAUCGGAUUUGAUGAGUCCAGUACAGAUGGUGUUGAUGUAUCGAAAGGAAGGCCAAUGUCCCCAGGAACACUGGCCUUGAUGUGUGAUGAACAAGAUACAAUGUUUUCCAGUGCUGCUUCCCCUAAUGGGUUAAUGGGCCAUGGCUCUUUUCAGUUGCCAGAUGCGCAAGGCAUGACUGAAGCAUAUCCAGAGCAAGAGAGAGUUGUUUUGACAAAGAUACGUGAUUGUCUUAACAGACUCAUCACUUUAGGAGAAAUAAAAGAAAUGAAGUGUUCUUCACUGGCGCGAACUGAAUCAGGAGGUCAAAAAGACCCAGUCGCCAAUGGCGCCACAGCAAAUGCUAGGGCGUUUAGCAAUGGUGUUUCAAAAUCUGCCAUUCAACCUACUCCCAAAACAUCUCAGAUGGUGACUGCAGCUGCUUCUAAUAAUGAUGCGCCUUUGAAAACUUCCCCUCCUGCGGAAAAUGGGGAUCGAAUACCAAAGACGGAAACAGGGAUGUAAAGAGAUUUAGGACAAGACUCGGGUAAAUUUAUGCUUCUGCAACUUCGUAAUAGUAGGCAAUUGUUCAUUCGGCUUUUCUUCGAUGCAGCUGCAAUAUUAUACUUGGGCCUCAUUGUU